CCCCCAGCAGAGGCGGAAGUGGAGCCGCCCGAGUCUUGCCGCGUUGCCGCGGGUUCCAGGGUCCAUGGCCGCCUACUCCUAUCGCCCUGGCCCGGGUUCCGGCCCGGGCCCAGCUGCGGGCGCGGCGUUGCCGGACCAGAGCUUCCUGUGGAACGUCUUCCAGCGAGUUGAUAAAGACAGGAGUGGGGUGAUAUCGGACAGUGAGCUUCAGCAGGCGCUAUCCAAUGGCACAUGGACCCCGUUUAACCCAGUGACUGUCAGGUCAAUCAUUUCUAUGUUUGACCGGGAGAACAAGGCUGGCGUGAACUUCAGCGAGUUCACAGGCGUGUGGAAGUACAUCACAGACUGGCAGAAUGUCUUCCGCACCUAUGACAGGGACAACUCUGGAAUGAUCGACAAGAACGAGCUCAAGCAAGCACUCUCAGGUUUUGGCUACCGGCUCUCUGACCAGUUCCACGACAUCCUCAUUCGGAAAUUUGACAGACAAGGACGAGGGCAGAUUGCCUUUGAUGACUUCAUCCAGGGCUGCAUUGUCUUGCAGAGGUUGACGGACAUAUUCAGACGUUACGACACGGAUCAAGAUGGCUGGAUUCAGGUGUCCUAUGAGCAGUAUCUCUCCAUGGUCUUCAGCAUUGUAUAAUGCACGCCUCGUGGACAGCAGCACAUCAUACGAGAAAAGACUGAAAAUGCCAAAUUCCUUCCCUGUAACAAAUGGGGACCCAGAUGCAGUUAGACGCUGUUCUUCCGUCGGAUCUUGUGUGGUUAACACUUGGGGACCUGGCUGUACAUAUGUGGAUGAGCUGACUAGGGCUUUGCAGUCGUAGCAGCCGCCAUGUCAACCUAAGAAACACUGGGUUUGCUGGCCUGCUAAUUGUGCCAUGAGGCGAAACCUAAUAAUGGUUCAGGUAUUCUGCUCCCAAAAUGCAUCAUGUGCUUUCCUCGAUCUCCAGUUCUGUAGUGGAAAUGCUUUUAUCAGCCAAUAGAAUUUUUAAGUGAAAUGGAACUUGCACCGAGGCUUUCACGUGCCUUACUUUUCUAAAAGGAGUUUAUUGUGUUCAUGGGAACAGGCAACACAAGCAAUAAAGUAAAGGUACACACUCGA
Messenger RNA from Marmota flaviventris (yellow-bellied marmot), 1102 nucleotides. RefSeq names its product programmed cell death 6 (gene Pdcd6). Lineage: Eukaryota; Metazoa; Chordata; Mammalia; Rodentia; Sciuridae. The record is from RefSeq and is a predicted model, not a curated record. Gene Ontology annotation, molecular function: calcium ion binding.